Molecule: messenger RNA, 1831 nt
Organism: Sorex fumeus (smoky shrew)
Lineage: Eukaryota; Metazoa; Chordata; Mammalia; Eulipotyphla; Soricidae
Product: aromatase
Exons: 10
Coding region: 264-1754 (496 amino acids)
Molecular function (GO): iron ion binding; monooxygenase activity; oxidoreductase activity, acting on paired donors, with incorporation or reduction of molecular oxygen
Source: RefSeq, a predicted model, not a curated record
UGGUUAUAAUUUAUGUUGGCCCCUGACAUACAUAUAUAUAUAUAUAUUUUAAUGAUUUGGUCUCUAAGCAACUGAUCUCUUAGCAACAAGAAGCACCUUUAUAAAAGAUGGCACACAAAGAGUGAUUGCCAGAAAAACCGCCCGGCUCUUAAACAGCCGCGCAUCAUUAGCAAAACUCUGCGACUCCUUCAAGAGCCUCUCACUACAAGUGACCAGCUGACGCAGGACUCCACGCUCCUCCCGCUGAGAGCGAGGCCCACAAGAUGGUCUUGGAGAUGCUCAACCCGAUGCAGUACAACAUCACCAGCGUGGUGCCUGGAACCAUGCCCGUGGCCACCAUGCCCAUCCUGCUGCUCACUGGCUUCUUGCUCCUGGUGUGGAAUUACGAGGACUCAUCCUCUAUACCAGGUCCCGGCUACUGUCUGGGCAUUGGACCUCUCAUCUCCCAUGGCCGGUUCCUGUGGAUGGGAAUCGGCAGGGCCUGCAACUACUACAACCGGAUGUACGGCGAGUUCACGAGGGUCUGGAUCAGCGGAGAGGAGACGCUCAUUAUCAGCAAGUCCUCAGGGCUGUUUCACGUCAUGAAGCACAAUCACUACAGCUGCCGCUUUGGCAGCAAGCUGGGGCUGCAAUGCAUCGGCAUGCAUGAGAACGGAGUCAUCUUCAACAACAACCCGGCCCUCUGGAAGGCCGUGCGGCCGUACUUCAACAAGGCGCUGUCUGGACCCGGCCUGGUGCGCAUGGUGACCAUCUGCGCCAGCUCCCUCCGCACGCACCUGGACCGGCUGGAGGAGGUCACCAGCGAGUCGGGCUACGUGGACGUGCUGACGCUCAUGCGACGCAUCAUGCUGGACGCCUCGAACGUGCUGUUCCUGGGGAUCCCCUUGGAUGAAAGCGCCUUCGUGGUUAAAAUCCAGGGCUAUUUCAAUGCGUGGCAAGCGCUCCUUCUCAAACCAGACAUCUUCUUUAAGAUCUCUUGGCUUUACAAGAAGUAUGAGAAGUCUGUCAAGGAUUUGAAAGAUGCGCUAGAAAUCCUGAUUGAAGAAAAAAGGCAGAGGAUUUCCACAGCUGAGAAACUGGAAGACUGCAGAGAUUUUGCCACUGAGCUGAUUUUUGCUGAGAAACGGGGUGACGUGACACGAGAGAAUGUGAACCAGUGCAUCCUGGAGAUUAUGAUUGCGGCCCCGGACACCAUGUCUGUCACUCUGUUCUUCAUGCUUUUCCUCAUCACAGAGCACAGGCAGGUCGAGGAGGCAAUAAUGAAGGAAAUCAAGACUGUGGUUGGUGAAAGAGAUAUAAGGAUUGACGAUCUACAGAAACUGAAAGUGGUGGAAAGCUUUAUUUAUGAGAGCAUGCGCUACCAACCCGUGGUGGACAUGGUCAUGCGCAGAGCAUUACAGGACGAUGUCAUCGACGGCUACCCCGUGAAAAAGGGGACAAACAUUAUCCUGAAUAUCGGAAGAAUGCAUAGACUUGAGUUUUUCCCCAAGCCCAAUGAAUUUACUCUUGAAAACUUUGCACAGAAUGUUCCUUACCGGUAUUUUCAGCCAUUUGGCUUUGGGCCUCGUGGCUGUGCAGGGAAGUACAUCGCCAUGGUGAUGAUGAAAGUCAUUCUCGUGACGUUGCUGAAGCGAUUCCACGUGCAGACGAUCCAAGGCAAGUGUGUGGAGAGCAUGAAGAAAUGCAACGACUUGUCCUUGCACCCUGAUGAGACUGACAGCUUUCUGAAGAUGAUUUUUAUCCCAAGAAACUAGACAGAGGACUCAAACCCCAAAGGGAGCCAGUCUGCCUCUCCUCUCAAGCAUUUCUCAUCAGUAGUUGACCAGGAAAC